AUGGGUCUUAACACUCGUGCUUCCCACCGUGGUGCCGUCCCCGGACUGAACGGCUGCACUGUCCAGCGUGGUGCCGUCCCUGGAUUGAAUGGCUGCGUCGUCCAGCGUGGCGCCGUCCCUGGAUUGAACGGCUGCACUGUCCAGCGCUCUUAAUUUCGCUCUCCCUACCCUCCGCGUUGAGCGUAGCGUAGCGGUUUCGAUCUUUCUUCGUCAACCUCAAGGACUUACUUGUGGGAUCGAAAACACGAGCGAGUCCCAAGAAGAAAUCAUCGAAGCGAUACGACUACGCGACUCAUAAACGCUAUGUGAAACGGAAGCGACAUACACCCAAUACCUUGCUCUUCUACGAAACCCUUGUUCUUCGAUUCGAAAAACCCUUUUCUUCUGUGACAGUCACAAGAGGGGUUAGGAAACUCAAAAGUCGUUCGACGAGUUCAUCGAAAUCCCUUUGGUCCAACUCCAAUGAUUGGUUUUGUCGAAGAAACACUAUUGCGAUAAUCCGGCCUUGUUUUGUAUAUUACAUCAGACUCUUGUGCGAGGCGAAAUCUCUUGGUUCAUCUACAUGUAUCUAUUCGUUUUUCGGUUGGCUCUCUCUCCCGGUCACGGCU
Messenger RNA from Periconia digitata, 608 nucleotides. NCBI's taxonomy places the organism in Eukaryota, Fungi, Ascomycota, Dothideomycetes, Pleosporales, Periconiaceae. The record is from the annotation of a GenBank genome assembly.